Erigeron canadensis is the source of this 2185-nucleotide messenger RNA. Its product is annotated as probable inactive receptor kinase At5g58300. The record is from RefSeq and is a predicted model, not a curated record. Gene Ontology annotation, molecular function: protein kinase activity; protein binding; ATP binding. Gene Ontology annotation, biological process: protein phosphorylation. The transcript is spliced from 3 exons. NCBI's taxonomy places the organism in Eukaryota, Viridiplantae, Streptophyta, Magnoliopsida, Asterales, Asteraceae. Bases 150 to 2045 code for a protein of 631 amino acids.
CCCAUAUGGAAAAGGUAAGAAUUUCAGCAUAGUAGAGGCUAUCAUUUAACAAAGUUUGAAGCUUCUACUGCGAGCUCUUGAAGCCAGGAAGCAUUAUGGCUAGCUACUGAGAUCAAAGGUUUAUCUAUAUGUAGUUGCACAUAUACACAAUGAAAAAGCCUAUAAAACUCCAUUAUUUAGCAAUCACCGCCAUAAUAUUCCUACUGUAUAAUCUUCAAGUGACAACUGCUGACCUCAGCUCUGAUGCCGAGGCUCUUCUUCAAUUCGCUUCAACUGUCCCACACGUAAGAAAACUGAACUGGAAUUCCACCAUCCCCAUUUGCACUUCAUGGGUUGGUAUCACUUGUAAUGAUGAGGGCACAAGAGUCAUUGCUAUUCAUCUCCCGGGUCAUGGACUAUUCGGUCAAAUCCCUCCAAACAGUAUCGGAAAACUAGAUGCUCUCAGAAUCUUGAGCCUAAGAUCCAAUUUCCUUAAUGGGUCGCUUCCUUCUGAUAUACCCUCCAUUCCAACUCUCCAGUUUCUUUACCUUCAAAACAACAACUUUACGGGAGACAUUCCUACCCCUCUUUCUGUCAAGUUAAGCAUUUUAGAUCUCUCGUUUAACUCCUUUUCAGGAAACCUUCCUCAAACGCUAAAUAAUUUGACCCGUUUGACCUCCCUGAACCUCCAAUAUAACUUCUUUUCAGGACCUGUUCCUAAACUAAACCUCACCAGACUCCGUCUUUUGAAUGUUAGCCAUAACUCACUCAAUGGUUCGAUCCCAUCCUCCCUCCAGAAGUUCCCGGUUUCUUCAUUUUCAGGGAAUUCUUUCUUAUGUGGAACCCCUUUAAGUGAAUGCUCAUAUUUGACCCCACAAUACUCCCCAUCCUUGCCUGUACGUCCAAAAAAGCAUAACAAAAAACUCAGGAUCGGUGCAAUCCUAGGCAUUGCUGUAGGAGGCUUUUUACUUCUUAUCCUACUUGCGAUAUUCUUGUUUUGUUUCUUGAAGAAGAAAGAUAGAGAUUCCGUCAGUGAGUUAACGAUAAAGGCGGUCCCACCUGGGAAAAAUGAAAAAUCUGAUGACUUUGGGAGUGGGGUUCAAGCAGCCGAAAAGAACAAGUUGGUGUUUUUUGAAGGGAGUAGUUACAAUUUUGAUCUUGAGGAUUUGUUGAGAGCAUCAGCAGAAGUUCUUGGUAAAGGUAGCUACGGAACAACUUAUAAGGCUAUACUCGAUGAGGGAACAACAGUGGUAGUGAAACGAGUAAGAGAAGUUGGGGUUGCUAAAAAAGAGUUUGACCAACAUAUGGAGUUCGUAGGGAGGAUAGGAAGACACCCCAAUAUUGUGCCACUUUGUGCUUACUAUUUCUCUAAGGAUGAGAAGCUUCUGGUUUACGAGUACAUGAUAACCGGCAGCCUAUCUGCAGUCUUGCAUGGAUAUAGAGGUCUAGGUAGAACUCCAUUAGAUUGGGAGACAAGAGUGAAGAUAUCACUAGGAGCAGCAAAAGGUAUUUCACAUAUCCAUACAGAAGGAGGUGCAAGAUUUACCCAUGGCAACAUCAAAGCUUCAAACAUCCUUCUAACCACAGACUUCAAUGGUUGCGUAUCCGAUCUGGGCUUGGCUCCCUUAAUGAACUUUCCUCCCACAAAACCUCGUUACAUUGGCUACUACGCGCCAGAAGUGUUAGAAAGCCGAAAAUUAACUCAAGAAUCAGACGUUUACAGCUUUGGAGUCCUGCUUCUUGAGCUGUUGACUGGUAAGCCUCCUCUACCGUCAUCGGGGCAUGAUGAGGUGGUGGACCUGCCAAGGUGGGUGAGAUCAGUGGUUCGAGAGGAAUGGACUGCAGAGGUGUUUGAUGAGGAACUAAUGAGGUAUCCACAUGUUGAAGAAGAGAUGGUGCAGAUGCUUCAAAUUGGGCUUGCCUGUGUGACUAAGGUUCCUGAUAUGAGACCUUCUAUGGAUGAUGUUGUGAAGAUGAUUGUUGAUCUACGGUCAUCAGAUUCUUCUGAACAUCGGGCUUCUUCAGAUGAUAAUAGGUCCAAAGGAUCUAAUGUGCAGACUCCAUGAUUGUUGAUCUGGAGUUGGUUGUAGUUGAAAUUAUAUAGUUAUGUUGUUAUUGUUAGAACUUCAAUUUUGUGGUUGCUUGUAUUUCCAAAUUAUUCAUAAAAAGAAUUAUUAUGGUCGCAGUUUCGAUCGUGUUAUUAGCA